Raphanus sativus (radish) is the source of this 522-nucleotide messenger RNA. RefSeq names its product protein NOI4-like. The record is from RefSeq and is a predicted model, not a curated record. The transcript has 3 exons. The coding region runs from base 71 to 313 and encodes 80 amino acids. NCBI's taxonomy places the organism in Eukaryota, Viridiplantae, Streptophyta, Magnoliopsida, Brassicales, Brassicaceae.
UCCUUUCUCUUCUCUCUCCUCCCACCUCCCUCUCUUUCUCUCUCUCUACAUCUUGAUAUUUCUUUCAACAAUGGCUACGGAGAAUAAAGGGAGGCCAUUGCCAAAGUUUGGUGAAUGGGAUGUGAACAACCCUGCAUCCGCAGAAGGAUUCACUGUCAUUUUCAGCAAAGCUAGCGACGAGAAAAAGACCAAGAAAGCAUCCGGUAGUAGUCUUGUUUCAACACCUCAUAGAAACCAAAUCUCUGAUCAAAACAACCACCGUGACAACUCACAAAACUCAAAAGCCAAGAAGAAAUGGCUUUGCUUCCGUUAAUUUUCUCCCGUCUUCUGAAGAAUCCGAGGAUUAUGAAGAUGAACAAGUUACGCAGAAGAUCUCCAACAAAGUGGGUUAUGAGUUACCAAAACCAUAUCUUCUGCCCAGUCUUCUUUUCCCUUAUGAGAUAGGUGUUCAUUAUAAAGUUUUGUUUCUUCUUUUGGUUUGCCCAACAACUGUUAUUAAUUAGAGCAUAUACGUUUGUGACC